GGCGAGAUCCUGCGCGGGAAUCAGCUCCAUCACCUCGACAUCAUGAAAGUGCAGGUGCUGAUCAUCUUCACAUCAGUCCUGGUGGCUCAUCACGCAUCCUCACGUGUCAGCAUUCCAGAAUUUGCCGGACUCGGAGACCCGGAUCAGAGAGAGAUGGACGAGCGCAGCACCUCGGAAGAUGACCGGAUUUGUUUCUUGUUAAAGGAGAAGGAUUCAGAGAGCCACAUUUCCUGUAAGCAUCGUUUAACACGCAGCAAGUUUAACUACAACCCCUUCGGCCUGCGCUUCGGGAAGAGGGACGGACGCUUAAAAACGGACAGAACGGGAACGAGGAAGAUCCUCCCGCUCCUGCUGUUUGUGAGAGAACUGGAAGAAGCAUCAUGAACACACACACGCAAAAAAGUGCAAUUCCUAUGAGCUGGAUUAUCUGGAGCUCUGAUGGUGAUGGACAUUUUGACCCGUUUUAAUUAAACAGAGGUUUGUUCUGUACGCUGAUCAUCACGUGUGUUCAAUAAACCUUUUCUUUUCUAUUCAAAUAUUCCUUUUC
Hemibagrus wyckioides is the source of this 547-nucleotide messenger RNA. RefSeq names its product kisspeptin 2 (gene kiss2). The record is from RefSeq and is a predicted model, not a curated record. The coding region runs from base 43 to 384 and encodes 113 amino acids. Lineage: Eukaryota; Metazoa; Chordata; Actinopteri; Siluriformes; Bagridae. The transcript is spliced from 2 exons.